Molecule: messenger RNA, 1564 nt
Organism: Aricia agestis (brown argus)
Lineage: Eukaryota; Metazoa; Arthropoda; Insecta; Lepidoptera; Lycaenidae
Exons: 7
Coding region: 180-1433 (417 amino acids)
Molecular function (GO): protein binding
Source: RefSeq, a predicted model, not a curated record
GUAAUUUUAAGUAAAUAACAAAGAUAAACAUGUGGAAAUUAUCUUCUACAUUAAUUUUACCAAAUAUAGAAAGUAUUGAAAGCCACUUUUUUGUUAUAGUGACCAGAAAUUCGAUUGCUCAGAGAAGAGAUUUUUAAUUGUUUAAAAUCUUUACUUUUUUGAUAUAAUCCCAUAAUAUUAUGUAUUCAGGAACAGCCUUAGAUGCUGAAAAAUUAAAUAAUGAUCAACAUGUUCGUAAUUGGGGCAACUGCCCUACGGAAAUAUUGAUAUUAUUUUUCUCUCACCUUGAUUUAAAAUCUUUAUCAAUUUGUAUGUUUGUUAACAAGUCUUGGUUAGGAGCUGUUAAAUAUUAUCUGCAGCAUUUUGAGUUAUGGCGUGAGAUGGUGGAAGUAACAAUCCCUAAUAAAGGUGUUCUAUACAAAGAGAAGUGUGCACUAGGAUGGAGAGAAAUCCUUUUCAAUUUCUUCCUCUGGAGAAAAAUAUCAAAAGCCAGAGUAUCUCACUAUACAAGCUUUCAUGUAAAACAUGUCAAAUCUAUGAAAGUGUAUAAGAAUGAACUAAUAGUUGUCCUUGAUAACGAAGUUAAAUAUUUAAACAUGGUGGACACUAGCUGCAAUAAAACAUUGCAUGUAAAAUGUUACAGUUAUGAAGAAUCAGAUUAUUUGGUUACUAUACUGUCGAAGCAGCAGAAUAAUAACAAUAAUAACAAGUCACUGUUAAUACAAAAUAAACAGUACCAGUCAGACAUGCAAUACUGUGACGUAUUCAACCUGGACAUUAUCGGGUGUUACAAGUUAUAUUCAAACAGUUGUUACUUCAUAGACAGUAGUAGCACAUUGUGGGUGGCGAUUACUGAACGUCACAACUACUUCAGCGUGAAGGCCGUAGCCAAGAUCUACAAGCCCGUUUGCGUUGUGGCUCUGCACGUCUUCAACCAAAAGGUGUAUGUUGUGACAAAAGAAGGCAUUAUGUUCUAUGUGGACGGGCUACAGUUUAAGAAGGUGCACCACAUUUCUUACCCCCAACUCUGUGACGAUGCCGAUAUUAAAUUAUCAUAUCGUUUACCAUUUCCUUUCAAUGAUGGCUGUGUGGCUUAUAGAGUACCAGCCAAUGCAAAAUGGGAAAUAUCCAAAUCGCAUCAGUUCGAUAAAAUCAUAAUGGCUGUCCCCAGACUGUCGGCGCUUUUUGAGCAUGGAGAGCUAUUGUUCGUGGGAUAUGAAGAUGGAAAAAUCGAAAUACAUUGCAUAGACAAAAUUCUACAGUGUCAAAACGAGCCGCAGAAGCAGUUUUAUAUGAGGAGUUUCGUGUACGACAAGGACGGCGACUACCGGAUACAAGCUUUGGACGUGUACGAGCGAGUCGGCAGACACUACUUGGUCGUCGCCUUAGAAAAUAACGUUCAUCAGAUGUUUAUACAACUGAAACAACGCUAGUCACAUAGCUGUAAGCUAAGCCCGGUGUACACAUUGGGCCAACGCCAGUGAUGCUCUAAGCCAUCCAUGCCUGUGCCCUAUCUUUAGUAUGUCAACUAGAAUCAGUCUUUGAACCAUAAAGUUAAUAUAGU